AUGGAGCUGAACAGAGGCGGAACAGGGGUUGGACAGCAGCUCUGGAAGCGAGCGGGCGAGAGGGAGACCGAGCUGAGCGGAGAAGCGGUGGAGCGCACGGCGUCGCGCGGGCGGCGGUGCGGCGGCUCCGGUCCAAGCAACGCCAAUCGCUACCCCAACUCCGGUGUCCUCCCCAGAUCCGGAACCCCGAGCAGCCGAACGGAGGGGAAGACGGAGGUGCCGACGGCGGCUGGAAUGGGUGAGGGAGAGGCGGAGAUGAACGACGGAGCGGUGGAGCGGAGGAGGGAGAGGGGGCGGAGAUGCGCGGACGGCAGCACGGCGGCGAGCUCGGGUGGAGCAAGGCGGAGGGGCGGUUCUUUGUGGCGUGCGUUCGCUCGGAGCGUGAGAUGCGCUGCCGGGCUGCCGGGAGACGAGAGCAGCGACGGUGUGGCUCCGGCGGCGUUGGGAUGCGGCGUGGACAGCGGCACGGCGUCGGCUGGGCGUCGAGCGAGAGGCGAGCGGGUACGCGGGACUUCAGUGCCGCAGAUUGGCGACGGUAAGGCGAAGCAAAGGCGUUCGGGUCGCGGCUGUUGCAAGGGUCUCAAAUCCGUCGGCAUCGGGCUUCACGGACAGCGAGCGAAGGAGAGAUCUGCUGGGCAAUCGCGGGCGAGUGGCGAGCAAGGCGGAGCGGCGUCGGGGGAGUCGCAAACGUCUAGGCCGGCGUCGCGGGUUGCUCGCGAAGGAGGCGCGGUGGGGCAAGACGGCAGAUCUCGGACCAGCGCGGGUUGCGGGCGGAUCGCGAACGCAGCAGCGGGCGUGAAGCGUCGUCGUGGCGAUAGGUGUUCCAAUGCGGCUGAGCGGCGAUGCUCGGAGACGCCGAGUAGGGGCUCGGAUGCGUGGCAACGACGGACGAGGUCGCGAUCAGCAGGGCAAGCUUCUGUGGAUCGGGUAGAGGUGCAAAUUCGGCUCAGGUGA
Eucalyptus grandis is the source of this 954-nucleotide messenger RNA. RefSeq names its product paraneoplastic antigen Ma6E-like. Bases 1 to 954 code for a protein of 317 amino acids. Lineage: Eukaryota; Viridiplantae; Streptophyta; Magnoliopsida; Myrtales; Myrtaceae. The record is from RefSeq and is a predicted model, not a curated record. The transcript is spliced from 3 exons.